UUCAGAUAUACUUGCACUGCAAGAAAGGCAAGGACGAACUGUCGAUGCUAGUUGCAGCAAAAACGUCUGGGGCCACCCCUCUUGUUAUUGCAUGUCGUAACGGACAUUACGACGUUGCCGAAUACCUAAUUGACAGGUGUCAAGCUGAUAUUGAACAACCUGGAUCAGUUAUGUUCGAUGGCGAGACAAUAGAGGGCGCGCCGCCGCUGUGGUGCGCAGCAGCAGCCGGACACUUGGAGAUCGUGAAACUGCUGAUCAGCCACGGCGCCAAAGUGAACACGACGACGCGCACGAAUUCGACCCCGCUACGCGCCGCCUGUUUUGACGGCCACCUCGACAUCGUCAAGUACCUGGUGCAGCAUGGCGCCGACAUCGAGGUGGCCAACCGCCACGGGCACACCUGUCUGAUGAUUGCCUGUUACAAGGGCCACAUCAAGAUUGCCAAGUACCUCUUGUUUUUGGGCGCAAGCGUCAACAGAAAAAGCGUCAAAGGCAACACCGCGUUGCAUGACUGCGCAGAAUCCGGCAGUUUGGAGAUACUCAAGUUGCUUAUAGAGCACGGUGCCACCAUGGAUGUAGAUUCAUAUGGAAUGACUCCUCUAUUGGCAGCCGCCGUAACUGGACAUAAUCAUAUUGUAGAAUAUUUAAUUAAUUUACCGCAUCUAGUGCCAAGGGGCGAUAGAAUUGAUGCUUUAGAAUUAUUAGGAGCCACCUGUGUAGAUAAAAAACGUGAUAUGAUUGGCGCUUUAGAACUAUGGAAGAGAGCUAUGUAUGAUAGAUAUUAUGGAGCUGGUCAACCGAUUCCAAAAAAAGUUACCCAAAAAGUAGCCGCGUACGACUACACGGCCGAAAUAACGGAAAUCGAGGCGCUAGACGAUCUGAUGGCCGAUCCCGAUGAAAUGCGCAUGCAAGCGCUGGUAAUGCGCGAGCGCAUUUUGGGGCCGGCGCACCCUGACACCAGUUACUAUAUCAGGUAUAGGGGCGCUGUGUACGCGGACGCCGGCAAAUUCAAUAGAUGCAUAGAACUGUGGAACUACGCUUUGGACAUGCAACAAUCGAUGUUGGAAAGAUUGAAUCCAAUGACACAGAGCAGUCUGUUCUCCUUUACUGAAUUGUUUUCGUUUAUGAUGGGCGAGGAGGGUAAACACACGACAAGAGGGCGAUUAGUGCCGCCUGUGGAUGUCUUGGAAGUAUUAAGAGUGUUUAAGAAGGCGGUGCAGGAAGUUGAGCACGGACAAACGAUGUAUAAAGACAUGAUAUAUCUUACGAGGGUGUUGGUCGUCACGUUACAUCUAGCUUGUCUACUGACCAGACUUAUAGAGCACCACAUGCAAUCUGAAACAGUCACAAAGGAUAUCCACCAAGCCAUCUAUCACUUAGUAAACCUUAAAAUUAGAGCCCGUUACGGCAGAACCCCGCUGCACUUGGCCUGUUGCCAAGAUGUAGCCCUCUUAGGUCGUUACAAGGCCUGCCAGUUCCCCUCCCCUCACUUAGCAGAAGUGUUAUUAAAGGUGGGAGCCGAUCCCGAUAUAAAAGACGAUGACGGCAACACACCGCUCCAUCUGGCGGCGAUGGCGAAACCGUGCCCGGCCAGCGUCGCGCAGAUCCUGCUGAAUAACGGGGCCCACUUGGACGUUGUAAAUAAUAACGGCGAUACGUUUGCCAGUUUGCUGAAGGGCCAGCAGGUGCACGAGCUGGUCAAUACGGCCAAAUUCACAAGACUGAGUUGUUGCGCUGCACGAGUCAUCCAACAGUUUAAGAUACCUUAUAGAGGCGUUGUGCCAGCUGCUUUAGAAUCGUUCAUUGCGAACCACUGA
Molecule: messenger RNA, 1817 nt
Organism: Brassicogethes aeneus
Lineage: Eukaryota; Metazoa; Arthropoda; Insecta; Coleoptera; Nitidulidae
Source: the annotation of a GenBank genome assembly